Raphanus sativus (radish) is the source of this 1257-nucleotide messenger RNA. Its product is annotated as F-box protein At1g61340. The record is from RefSeq and is a predicted model, not a curated record. The coding region runs from base 434 to 967 and encodes 177 amino acids. Lineage: Eukaryota; Viridiplantae; Streptophyta; Magnoliopsida; Brassicales; Brassicaceae. The transcript is spliced from 6 exons.
AUUUCGCGCGAAGCGCGGACUUGCCCUAGUAAUAUAAAGUUUAGUCUUCGACGUUUGGCUAAUUCUCUCUCGGUCCGUGCUAAGAUCGAUCUUAAAUCGAUUACAGGUCCUCUUCUUGUUUAAGCCAUGGCUAAUCGCUACGAUCCGAAUCCAUUCGCUGAGGAAGAAGAAGUCAAUCCUUUCGCUGAAUCCUAAGAUGCCGUGUGAGACCAAACCGACAAAGGAACAACUUGUUGCCACGUCAGCACGUUGAUUCUUUCACCGACUCGGAGUUCGCCAUGUAUCUUCCUAACGGCUAGUUUUUGUUAGCCGUCUUUUGGUCACCACAAGAAAGGAAGGGGGAAGGAAGCUUCUUCGUUCAUUAAACAUACUUGGAGACAUUUUGAGCAUAUAUCAAGAAAUCUCACUGUGUAUAGAUACCGUGAAGUAGAAAAUGGCAUUGGGAAAGAAGAGAAUCGUUGCCCAGAAAUCGAACUUGAAGCAUCGUCGUGGUGUGGAAGAAAGAGGAUUAGGGUUAGAGUUAGAGUUGGCUCAGUACAAGAAAGGUUUUGGGAUGAAGAGGACUCUGGUUUCAGACACUGGUGAUUCGAUUUUCACUUCACCAGUCAGGAAAAUCUCAUCGAAGAAGCUUUCGUCUGCAAGUUGUCAAAGUGGAGAGCUUGAAGAUCUUCAUCUAGAUAUUCUGGUGAGAAUCAUAUGUGGCGUCGAGCAUGAAGACUUGAAACAACUGUUUCAUGUUUCAAAAACAGUAAGAGAAGCUACAUUAAUCGCAAAGCAGUUACAUUUCGCGUAUAGUACACCUCGGAAAACCUCUGUUUUUCAACAUAGCAAAUUCGGUUUAGAUAAACCGUUUGGUUUAGGUGAUGGCUAUGCUUAUGAGAUAGAAGCCCCGGGAGCCCCAUUGCAGAAAAGGUACCGUUUCCGUAACAAGGACGAUUCUGGAGUCUCAGUGGCUUUAUUCAAGUAAUCAAACAGCUUGGUUUGAGGCUAAUACCAAUCUACUUGGUUUCUUCAAGAUUCUUGAUUGAAGAAACAGUAUUAUAAGUUAUGUUCGUAAGUUUUGGUUUGGAUAGGUCUCUGUAAAUUGUUGUUAGAUAAAAAGAAAGAUAGGGUUUUGGAGAGGCUAGCUUGUUUAGAAGGUCAGAAAUGUUUUUGUUAUGUAAGGUAAAUAUAGUAUAUUUGGAUUUAUUUAUGAAGUUGUAAAAUAUAUAUAGUAAGCAACAUAGCAUAUUUGCAAUAUUUUUUAUUGCAAUUUAA